AUGAAUCACUCCAAGGAGAACGAAGGCCACAUCGAAAUGAGCUCUCACCUAGAUCAUACCGCUCAUGCUGUCGAACAUGCUAACACGUCGGCCGGAAUGGUAAAUUCAACAAAGAAGAAAUGCAAAAGAAUGAUCCGUUCAGUUUCAUUUUGGAGUAACUUAUCAGUGAUUGCAUGUAUGGUUGCAGUCUCAGUGGAUCCUUUGUUCUUUUACAUUGCAUUCCUUGAUAGUGGCAAAGUGUGCCUCGGAACAGACAAGAGACUUAGGACUGUAGUUCUGAUUACUCGAUCACUCACAGAUUUCACGUUCCUAAUUUAUAUUGUAUAUGCACUUCGUGAUUCUGUGAAAGCAGUGUCCUCUGAAUCCAAGCGCAAGCUGGUACCAAGAGGCAACUCAAACUGGUUUGGACACGUUACUGCAACAGCUAAAAAGUUAUCAUGGAGAUCAUUCAUAAUUGACAUUUUAGCUAUUCUUCCAAUUCCACACGUGCUAAUAUUAGCUCUCUUUUAUGCUCCCAGUUAUGGAUUUUCAGAGAACAAAAUGACUUUGAAUUACAUGCUUCUUGCACAAUAUGUUCCAAGAAUGUAUCGGAUCUUCACCUCAUCUACGCUGUUUAGGAAAAAUAGGAGCAUGUGGGUCAAAGCUGCUUUCUAUUUUUUCAUGUACCUCAUCUCAAGUCAUGUAAUUGGAGCCUUUUGGCACUUUAGUUCUGUUCAAAUCGAGGCAGUAUGUUGGAACAUGGCCCUGGGAGGAAAUGUCCGUUUCCAAUGUGAUGACCCUGCUCUAUCUACUACCAAUCGUGACUUAAUCAAUGGAUCUUGCAUAGCAAUGACGGACCCAGAACCAUUUAACUAUGGAUCAUUUGAGGACACAGUUAAAGCCGGCUACACAGGACUUACAAGGUUUCGCGAUAAAUUGUUUUACUUUGUGUGGUGGGGAAUGAAAAAUCUAAGUAACUAUGGUACAGACAUUGAUACAAGUAACUUCAUUUGGGAAAAUUGCUUUGCAAUUCUUGUUUCUGCUAUGGGGUUGGUGCUAUUUGCUUUUCUCAUUGGAAAUAUGCAGCUAUGUAUGCAAUCUUCGGAGGAGAAAAACGUAGCAGCUGAUAAGGUUCGAAUGAAAGAGCAAGAACUACGGAAUUGGAUGGAAAAAAAUGGUUUCCCUGAGAAGUUGGGCAAAGACGCUGAGAAGUUGAGGGUAGAGAUCAUGAAAAUGAUAACACAAAAUUUGAAAGACGACCAAAAUGCUGAAGUAAAAAACCUGUUCUCUCUUCUUCCCUGGAAUACCGUAAAAGAUCUCAAGAUUUCUAUCUGCAUGAGUACGCUUAAGAAAGUAAGAAGGCUCGAAAAUAUGGAUGAAAGAGGACUCAGAUUGAUCUGCCAGUAUCUCAAGCCAGUGACUUACACUGAGAAAACAAUUGCUUUUCGAAUGGGAGAACCACUUGAUAGCAUGCUCUUUAUCAUGGAAGGUGUUAUGUUGGUCUACACGACUAGUGCUUCUACUUCAACUGCUGGUCAAGGUGAAAAGGAAAAUAUAAGUGUCCGAUCAACAAUCCGCGGCUCCCUCGAGAAUGGUGAUGCUUACGGAGCUGAACAACUUCUGAGUUGGGCAUCACCACCCGACAACGGUGAUGUCUCUUAUGCAGACCUUCCUAUCUUGACUGAAAAUGUUAAAUGCCUUUCGGAAGUGGAAGGCUUUGUUCUCACUGCCAAAGACUUGAAAAAGGUACUCUCCAUGUACAAGUUACAGGGGAAUUACAAUAAUUCCAGCCAUCUGGUGGAGGUGGAACUAUCUAUCUCAAGAGAAAGAUCACUGAAUAAUCGGAACCGCGUCAAUCCUUCUCCACAACCAGGCACAGAGGGUGGGGAUGAGGAAACAGAUAUUCAAGAAUCACGCUACUGA
This is a messenger RNA of Argentina anserina (silverweed cinquefoil), 1902 nucleotides long. RefSeq names its product cyclic nucleotide-gated ion channel 1-like. The record is from RefSeq and is a predicted model, not a curated record. NCBI's taxonomy places the organism in Eukaryota, Viridiplantae, Streptophyta, Magnoliopsida, Rosales, Rosaceae. The transcript is spliced from 7 exons. Bases 1 to 1902 code for a protein of 633 amino acids.